UCCGCUGUAACAAGACAAUCUAGUUACUCUACCAACCAUGCCGUCGUCAACAGCCCCAUCUAGCACGACUGCCACACCAACGUGCAUCACCGCCAUCCCCGACUCCAACGGCCAUGUCCCACCCUACGCCUGCAAUGCAAACUAUCAAUACAACCCCUCCUUCGCCGCCGCCAUAGCCUUCACCAUCCUCUUCGGCCUCCUCACAGCCGCGCACAUCGGCCUCGCAGUCCUCCAUCGAAAACGCUUCUGCUGGGUGCUCAUCACAGGCGCAGUCUGGGAGUUUGUCUCCUUCAUCCUACGCGCGCUCGGUACGCGAGACCAGCAAAAUGAAGCGUUGGUUAUUCUGUCUACAUUGCUCUUCCUGCUAGCGCCACUGUGGAUCAACGCUUUUGUGUAUAUGACUGCGGGUCGGCUGGUGUACUUCUUGCAUCCGCGGAAAAAGCUAUGGCGUAUUGAAGCGGUGAAGAUAGGGCGUUGGUUUGUGGGACUUGAUAUCUUCAGUUUUAUCGUCCAGGCUGCGGGUGGGGUCAUGAUGAAUCCGCAGGCUAGUGCUAAGACCAAUGGGUAUGGGAAGGAUGUCUAUAUGGUUGGUGUGGGUGUGCAGCAGAUAUUCAUUCUGAUGUUUUUGGCGUUGAUCGUUAGGUUUCAUUUGGAUAUGCUGAAGAUGGAGCGCGAAGGUCAGACAGGUGGGGAGAUCGGUCAAAGGGCAGGUGCUACGCGAUGGAAGUGGCUGACAUAUACGCUGUAUGCUGUCCUUAUCCUCAUCACGACGCGUAUCAUCUUCCGUCUGAUCGAGUUCUCGGCUGGGGUAAAGGGGGCAACAAACGUUCUUGUUGGUACGGAAGGGUAUGUAUUGGGGCUGGAUGCCGUGCCGAUGGUGCUGGCACUUGUAUUGCUGGCAGCCGUACAUCCUGGAAUCGUCUUGAAAGGGCCCGGAAGCGAGUUCCCGUCGCGCAAAGAGAGGAAGGCGGCGAAGAAGACGAGAAAAGCCGAGAAGGAAUCGCGAAAGGGUAACAACUACUUGCUGCAGAAUAGCAAAAGCGGCCCCAUAGUGGAAGAGAGCAUGCGUAUGGAUCGGGGGACGAGUCACGAUGUGUGAUUGAGUUGGAAUGACAUCUGUAGAAUCUGAAAUUUGUAUGACAGAGUUACAGGUUGGUAGGC
Alternaria rosae is the source of this 1161-nucleotide messenger RNA. RefSeq names its product RTA1 like protein-domain-containing protein. Lineage: Eukaryota; Fungi; Ascomycota; Dothideomycetes; Pleosporales; Pleosporaceae. The record is from RefSeq and is a predicted model, not a curated record. The transcript has a single exon. Bases 38 to 1099 code for a protein of 353 amino acids. Gene Ontology annotation, cellular component: membrane.